GAUGCCAAGCCCAGAAAACUUGAGUAGCAACAUAGCUGUUUAGCAGUUCCUGAGGAAAACAUAAUGAGAGAAAAAAACAUGAGAACUUAUGAAGAUACGCAUGUUUCGGUUUCUCUUCCUAUGAAAUGUUUCAUUGCUUGUCUGCAACUAUGUUUGGUGGUAAAAUCAGUUGGGUCUUCUUCUUCAAGAAAAAAUGUGUCAGGCUUAGCUCUUUACGUAUUUGGAGAUUCCACAGUAGACCCAGGAAACAACAACAACAUCAACACUCCUUUAAAGAGCAAUUUCCCUCCUUAUGGAAGAGAUCUGCCCAACCAUGUUCCCUCUGGAAGAUUCACCAACGGCAAGCUCGCCACUGAUUAUAUUGCUUCUUAUGCAGAUGUGAAGAUAGAGUUUGUGCCACCUUACUUGGAGUCAAAGCUUGAUAUGGAGGAGCUCAUGAGUGGAGUUAGUUUUGCUUCUGCUGGUUCUGGCUUCGACCCUCUCACACCAGCUCUCUCUAAUGUAAUCUCAAUGCCAAAGCAGCUGCAAUAUUUCAGAGAGUACAAAAAGAGAUUAGAGAAUGAGGUUGGAAGAGAAAGAACAGAAACUCACAUUCAGAAGUCAGCAUUUCUGGUCAGUGCAGCAACAAAUGACUUCGUCGUUAAUUAUUUUUUGGUCCCAUUUCGAAGCAAAAGCUUCAGUGUCUUCACCUACCAGCAAUUCUUGGUUCAACAACUCAAAAGCCUCCUACAGGAUUUGUUGGUAGAGGGUGCUAGGGAAAUUGCAGUGGUAGGGCUUCCUCCAAUGGGAUGCUUACCAAUUAUGAUAACUAUGAACAGCUUUGGUGGGGAAAGAGGCUGCAUUGAUAAGUAUUCCUUAAUUGCAAGAGAUUACAACCAAAUGCUUCAACAUGAAUUGCAAAUAAUGCAACAACGUUUCUCUAAUUCUGGUGCUCAUUUCUACUACGUUGACAUUUAUGGCCCUUUGGCUGAUAUGAUCCAAGCUCCUCAUAAAUAUGGUUUUGAUGAGGUAAAUAAUGGGUGUUGUGGGAGUGGUUACGUUGAGACAUCAUUUUUGUGUAACGACAAAUCGCCGGCGUGUCCUGAUGCUUCAAAGUAUGUGUUCUGGGAUUCUAUACACCCCACAGAUAAGGCCUAUCACUACAUCUUCUUGGCUGCUCAAUCCACCGUUGAUUUCAUCCUCCAACGCCUCCAACAACGACAUUAA
This is a messenger RNA of Neltuma alba, 1206 nucleotides long. Its product is annotated as GDSL esterase/lipase At5g45960-like. The transcript is spliced from 5 exons. Gene Ontology annotation, molecular function: hydrolase activity, acting on ester bonds. Lineage: Eukaryota; Viridiplantae; Streptophyta; Magnoliopsida; Fabales; Fabaceae. The record is from RefSeq and is a predicted model, not a curated record. The coding region runs from base 64 to 1206 and encodes 380 amino acids.